Molecule: messenger RNA, 3159 nt
Organism: Manis javanica (Malayan pangolin)
Lineage: Eukaryota; Metazoa; Chordata; Mammalia; Pholidota; Manidae
Source: RefSeq, a predicted model, not a curated record
AUGGCCUUGGUGACCCUGUAACAGUAGCCCAUGCCCAGCACCGCCUCCUCCUCCACCAGCAACAGCGAGUUGGAGGCUGGCAGCAUGAAGAUCGGUUUCUGCUUAAGUGAGAGCUUUUUCAUGGUGAAAGGAGCAGCCCUCUUCUUACAACAGGGAAACAGCCCUCAAGGCCAGAGGAGUCUUCAGCAUCCCCACAAGCAUGCAGGUGACUUGCCCCAACAUCUUCAAGUAAUGAUCAACCUUCUGCAGUGUGAAGAUAGAAUCAAGCUGGCUGUGCGCUUGGAGAGCGCCUGGGCAGAGCGGGUCCGGUACAUGGUGGUGGUGGACAGCAGCGGGCACCAGGACACUGAGGAGAGCAUCUUGCUGGGAGUCGACUUUUCCAGUAAGGAAAGUAAAAGCUGCACCAUUGGCAUGGUCGUCCGACUGUGGAGCAACACAAAAAUCCACCUUGAUGGAGAUGGUGGAUUCAGCAUCAGCACAGCAGGAAGGAUGCACGUCUUCAAGCCCGUAUCUGUCCAGGCCAUGUGGUCUGCCCUGCAGGUCAUUCACAAGGCCUGUGAAGUGGCACGAUGGCACAACUACUUCCCCGGAGGUGUGGCCCUCAUCUGGGCCACCUACUAUGAGAGCUGCAUUAGCUCUGAUCAGAGCUGCAUCAACGAGUGGAACACCAUGCAGGACCUGGAGUCCACACGGCCCGACUCCCCAGCCCUAUUUGUGGACAAGCCAACUGAAGGGGAAAGGACUGAGAGCCUCAUCAAAGCCAAACUCCAGAGCAUCAUGAUGAGCCAGGAUCUAGAAAACGUGACCUCCAAAGAAAUCCGUAAUGAGUUAGAGAAACAGAUGAACUGUAACUUGAAAGAAUUCAAAGAAUUCAUAGACAACGAGAUGCUGCUUAUCUUGGGACAGAUGGACAAACCCUCCUUGAUCUUCAAUCAUCUUUAUCUCGGCUCGGAAUGGAAUGCAUCCAAUCUGGAGGAACUGCAGGGCUCAGGUGUGGACUACAUUCUGAAUGUCACUAGAGAGAGAGAUAAUUUUUUUCCUGGCUUAUUUGCAUAUCAUAACAUCCGAGUGUAUGAUGAAGAGACAACUGACCUUCUUGCCCACUGGAAUGAAGCUUACCAAUUCAUAAACAAAGCGAAGAGGAACCACUCCAAGUGCCUGGUACAUUGCAAAAUGGGUGUCAGUCGAUCGGCUUCCACCGUCAUAGCCUAUGCCAUGAAGGAAUUUGGCUGGCCUCUGGAAAAAGCUUACAACUAUGUGAAGCAAAAGCGCAGCAUUACACACCCCAAGGCAGGCUUUAUGAGGCAGCUGUCUGAGUAUGAAGGCAUCUUGGAUGCGAGCAAACAGCAGCACAACAAGCUGUGGUGCCAGCAGACCAAGAGCUGCCUGCAGCAGCCUGUGGAUGACCCUGCAGGGCCUGGGGACUUCUUGCCAGAGACCCUGGAUGACACCCCAGAAGGCCAGCUGCCCUGCUUGGAUGAUGCCGCCCAGCCUGGUUUCCCAGGCAGCAGGUCCUCAGGAGGACCCGCUCUUCCCUGCUGUUUCCAGCGACUCUCAGACCCUGUCCUGCACUCCCUGAAUGAUAAAACAGGCAGCAUGGUCCCCCUGGAGGACCUGGAGAGGGACGCUCUGCUGGGGGAAGCGGCUCAGCCAGCAGAGGGUCACAAGCCUGCCAGACAUGCCCAGGAAGGUUCUGGACUCUGUGAGAAGGAAAUGAAGAAGAAACUAGAGUUUGGGAGCCCCGAAGCCCGUUGUGGCUCCUUGCCACAGGUGGAGGAGAUGGAAAGGGAGGAGGGCCCCGGAGGAGGGACGUGGGGGCAGCCCCCAGCCCAGCUUGACAAAACCCUGCUCAACUGUGAAAACCUAAGUAACAACAACAGCAAGAGGAGCUGUCCGGACGACUUUGAGCAUGCUGCCCUUUUGGGGAUCCUUAACAAAGUGAAGCCUUCCUACAAAUCCUGUGCCGACUGCAUGUACCCUACAGCCAUUAGGGCUCCAGAGGCCUUGGGGGAGCAGUGCGAGAACCCCUGUGCUCCUGCCAUCUGCACCCAGCCAGCCUUCCUGCCCCACUUCACUUCUUCCCCUGUGGGCCACAUGUCUGGUAGGUCCCGAGCUUUGGAGAAGCUGGCCUCUGGGCCAACCAAAAGUUCCCCAUUUCUACCACCAGCAGGCUCGAGGAGGCCAGACUCCAGUGGUUCUGGGGCAGGGGCUGUCCCAGAGCUACCAGCUAGCCUUUUGGAACCUUCCAGAGAGACCCAAAAAGUCCUGUCAAAGUCCCUCCUUUUGAAGAACUCUCACUGUGAUAAGAACUCUCCCAGCAUGGAAGUUGUGAAGGAGGAACCGCCAUCUAAGAAAGAUCUGAAGCCGGCCAAGGACCUGCGUCUGCAGUUCAGUAAAGAAUCCGAGAAACCCACAACCAACAGCUACUUGAUGCAGCACCAGGAAUCCAUCAUUCAGCUGCAGAAGGCAGGCUUGGUCCACAAGCACACCAAAGAACUGGAGAGGCUAAAGGGCAUGCCUGCAGACCCGGCGUCUCCCUUCAGGGACAGCGCCACCAGCAGGCUGGAGGCCAGCAUACCAGAGGAGAACCAGGAUCUGGCUGCUGUCCCUCCCCCGGGACUCCCGGCUCCACCCAGCAUUGCUGGCGGCGAGAAGUCAGACUCUGCCCACCCCCCACCAGAAGGGGCCUCAUUGAAAAGCCCUACUCCUUUCCUCUGCCGCCUGGACCACACCAGUCAUUUCUCAAAAGACUUUCUGAAGACCAUCUGCUACACACCCACCUCCUCCUCCAUGAGUUCCAACCUGACUCGGAGUUCCAGUAGUGACAGCAUCCACAGCGUCCAUGGGAAGCCGGGCCUGGUGAAGCAGCGGAUGCAGGAAAUCGAGACCCGGCUCCGGCUGGCAGGCCUCACGGUCUCAUCCCCACUGAAGCGCUCCCACUCUCUUGCCAAGCUUGGAAGUCUCAACUUUUCGGCCGAGGACCUGUCCUGUGAGGCCGACGUGUCCACAAUAGCCGACUCCCAGGGUGCCAAGCUGAGUGAGUGUUCCUUCUUGAACGCGUCCCAGGCAACCGCAGGGAACCCAGCCACAACCUCUGAACAGUCAGGGAAAUCUGCCCCAGAAAACCUGAGAAGCUCCUCAUCGAUGAGCAAAAGCUGA